AUGGUUGACCGCUCUCGACGUACCCCAGGUCUUUCCUCCCUAACUACCUCCCGCAUCUCCUCCUCUCAAUAUGCCUCCCACGGCGCGUCUCUCCGUAACCAGAAUACUCAAUCGCUGAGUACCCAACUCUCCGUCUUUCAAUCCCUACUCCACAACUUCGCCGUAACCCAUGCCAAAGACAUCCGUGCGAAUCCCGCCUUCCGCGCCGAAUUCGCCCGCAUGUGCAGUGCAAUUGGCGUCGACUUCCUCGCGUCUAGUCACCACAGAGAGAAGGGGAAGGACGGAGAUGCAGGCAGCAUAUGGGCGCAAAUGCUCGGCGGUAGCGUCAACGACUUCUACUUCAACCUCGGUGUCCUCAUCGUCGAAGAAUGUCGCUCUACGCGCGCCGAAAAUGGCGGCCUCAUAUCCGUCUCCGAGGUCAAGAAGCGCAUUCAGCGGGGUCGUGGCAUCGGUGGUGGUAUGGAGGUCUCCGACGACGAUAUCACACGGGCUGUGGAAUCUCUGUCUCCCUUGGGCUCGUGCUUCUCUAUAAUGAAGCUCGGUCACAGGAGUUUGAUACGCAGCGUGCCAAAGGAUCUGAACACAGAUCAGAGCACAGUCCUUGAAGCCAUUCAAGUGCUGGGUUAUGUCACCGUCUCCAUGCUUCAACUCAACCUUUCUUGGGAGAGGCCAAGAGCAGUUGCAGUGAUCGAGGACUUGAUGACGGACUCAUUGGUUUGGGUUGAUACUCAGGCUGGCGAGAACGAGUACUGGAGUCCUGCCUUUAUCGGAGCGGCUGGUGUGGGGAAUGGAUGA
Molecule: messenger RNA, 795 nt
Organism: Aaosphaeria arxii CBS 175.79
Lineage: Eukaryota; Fungi; Ascomycota; Dothideomycetes; Pleosporales
Product: vacuolar-sorting protein SNF8
Exons: 1
Coding region: 1-795 (264 amino acids)
Biological process (GO): protein transport to vacuole involved in ubiquitin-dependent protein catabolic process via the multivesicular body sorting pathway
Cellular component (GO): ESCRT II complex
Source: RefSeq, a predicted model, not a curated record